Molecule: messenger RNA, 1304 nt
Organism: Ectocarpus sp. CCAP 1310/34
Lineage: Eukaryota; Phaeophyceae; Ectocarpales; Ectocarpaceae
Source: the annotation of a GenBank genome assembly
AUGAACCGCACUCCAUUGCCGCGCGUGCGGCCUUGUACCCUCGUGUCCUUUCGUCCCAACUCCUUCGUGGCUCGUUUCGAAAGCGGCGGGUGCGGGGGGGCGGGGGUGGCGGCGCUGGUGGGCUGCGGCGGCGGCGGCGGCGGCAGGCCCGGGGGCGAACGGGGCGGCGUUGUUGCGGUCGACGGUGGGGCUGAUGAUGGGGCGACGGAGAUCGGCGACGGGGCUGAAGAUCCUGUGAAGAUCGGCGGGGAAGCGGGCUGCGGCGGUGCGGUGGUCGCUGGUGCAGGUGGGAUGUACGGCGGUGGCCGGCGAGGGCGUCGCCGUGACCGAAGAACCCCCCCCCAUGCCCGGCACCGACACCGGUGCCCCUGCCCGGCGGUUGACCCACACGACGUUGUUGGUGAGGGCGAGGCGACCGGCGUCAGCGCGAAGAACGACGGCGGUAGACGUCGAGUGGUUGUUGGCGCCGUGCAGGUAAAAGCACCGCGCGGAUUGGACGUCCGCCUUCUUCGCCCGCUUCACGCGCAUCAUCCCCUCCUGGGAAAAGGGACGACGGUGAGGGGCGGCUUCCGGUCGAAGAACGCCUUAAACGGCGACAUCCAGCCCAGGUUGGCCUUCGUCGCGGAGCGGUUGAAGCAGGCGGAUGCCCACAGCGCCGACGCGAGCCACAGGCGAUGUCCGUUGACGCCGACGUUGGGGACGGAGGAGAGGUCGACGUGGCCCAUGGCGAGGAUGUGGCGACGAGCGGCGUGGCCCCUCUUCAUGGCGCGCCAUAUGGCGCUCUCGACCACCACGUUUUGCUUGGGGGUGUCGGGGGCGGUGUACUCGCGCCGAAUGCCAGCAGCGUCGCGGAACGAGAUGAACGCGGAGCCGGUGAACUCGCCGCCGUUGUCCAUGCGGAAACACCCGGGAGUGCCCAUGCCGUUCAUGUCGGUGAGGAACCGCUGCACGAACUUCAGGGUGUCGCUCUUGGCCCGCAUCCCGUACCCCCGUUGCCACCGCGAUACGCUAUCCACGAACAUGAUCAGGUACCGGGAGCCGUCCAGCGCGUCAGAGCACGGGCCCGUGAGGUCGAUGUGGACUUGGCCGAACGGUACCGCAGUGCGGGUGCCACGCCGCGGCACCGGUGCCCGCCUGCCCUUCGACUCCACGCAGCCCACACAUGGCUGCAUCUCCCCCACCAGUCGUACGCCCUCCUGCUUGGCCGUUUCACGCAUCAAAAAUUCGUUUACAUGGCCGGUGGAGGCAUGGAACAAAUUAAUGUAAAUGGUCGGCGUAGAUUUUCCUACCGAAAACGGGGAAGC